UAAUAACUAAAAACAAAAAGACUUGGAAAAGCAAGUCUACUUCAGUUCAGCUUCUGGUCUUCAUUCAAGCUGCUUUCGCCAUUGCUGAAUCCCCAAAGCUCCCAAACCCCCAACACAGCCGGUUCAAGUCAAAGAGAGUCUCAAGCUACUGCUCCAAAAGGUGAAAGAAAGGAGAAGGAAAAUCAAGAAACCAAGGGAAGGAUAUGGUUAACUUAAUCCCAACCGUAAUCAAGAAUUUCUAUGAUAAAUGGAAUGUUCAAGGUUUCAUUCUAGCCAGCCUCUCACUGCAGACAAUUCUAAUUCUGUUUGCACCAUUCAGAAAACGAACAGGAAACGUGAUGAUAAUAUGGCUGAUCUGGUCAGCUUAUUUAAUGGCUGAUUGGGCUGCUAACUUUGCAGUCGGACUUAUUUCCAAUAGUCAAGACAAUUCGUUGAAACCUGAUCGUGAAGACAUUCUGGCAUUUUGGGCUCCCUUUCUUUUGUUACACCUUGGUGGUCCAGAUACUAUAACUGCUUUUGCUCUGGAGGAUAACGCUCUCUGGCUAAGGCACUUGGUUGGGCUUGUAACCCAGGUUUCUGCAGCUGUUCUUGUCUUCGGCCAAUCCCUUCCUGAAAACAACUUAUGGGUCCCUACUGUCCUUUUGUUUGCCGCUGGAACCAUCAAGUAUGGAGAGCGAACGCGUGCUUUAUUUCUUGCAAACCUGAAUAGAUUCCGGGAAUCCAUGCUUAAAGCACCUGACCCAGGGCCUAACUAUGCAAAACUUAUGGAGGAAUACUCUUCAAAAAAAGACGCCAGACUCCCAACUAAUAUAGAAUUGAUACCAGAACCUAAUAAAGAUUCCAAGACUGCACGAUAUGCAGCCGAUGAGAAGGUUCUGGAUGUUCUUGCAGCAGUGAGACAUGCUUAUCACUUCUUUGAAAUCUUUAAGGGUCUCAUCGUGGAUCUCAUCUUUAGUUUUCGCGAGCGCGACGAGAGCCGACUGUUUUUCCAGAAGAGAACCCCGGAAGAUGCCUUUAAAGUGCUUGCGGUUGAACUCAACUUUAUGUAUGAAGUUCUCUAUACGAAGGUUGUCGUGGUGCAUUCAAUGUUUGGAUACUUUGUUCGGUUUGUAUCCUGGUGUGCGGUUGUGGCGGCCCUUUUAACCUUUUAUUCAUUGGAUAAGCGUAUUUUUCGCAAGAUUGACAUUGGAAUUACCUAUACCUUGCUCUUUGGUGCCAUAGCCUUGGAUACAAUUGCUCUCUUUAUGCUGGCUUUCUCUGAUUGGACUGCUGCUUCCAUCCAGAGCUUGUCGACAGAAAAUAGAUGGAAAAAAUUCUGGAAAGCUUCUAUAGACAGAUGCUUCCUCCCUCUCCUCAAAUACUUUCUCAUUCUCAAGAAGAUAAACUGGUGCACAAAUACAGAAUCAACGACAAAUACAGAAUCAACAAGUUGGUUGGGACGAGCUAGACAAAUCCUAUGCAGUUGGUUGGAACGACCUAGACAAAUCCUAUUCCGGAGGUGGUCUGAAUCUCUACAUCAAUACAACUUGAUAGAAUACUGUUUGAAAGAACGUAUUGAACCUAUAUGGGUUUAUCCCAUUGUGGAAUUGGGUCUUAAGGAUUUCUAUGAUUGGAUGAUUUACGUUUCCAAGGAACCAUUUACAAAAGAGCUAUGGGUUUUCAUCUUUGGUCAGCUGAAAAAGAAAUCUGAACUUGCAGAUGAUCCUGACACUGCGAAGAGGAUAUGUUCAGCUCGAGGUGAUUGGGUUCUACAGGAUAGUGAUUGGAAUGGUGGUAGUAAUAAGUUGAUGUUUUAUGUUGUUGAUGUUGAUUAUGAUCAGAGCCUCAUAAUUUGGCAUGUUGCUACAGAACUCUGCUAUAAUACGGAUAAAGAUGAAGACAACAACAAUGUCGGUGAUUAUCGUGAAUUUUGUAAGAUCCUCUCGGAUUAUAUGCUAUAUCUGCUAGUUAUGCAGCCUACUAUGAUGUCUGCUGUAGCAGGUAUUGGCCAAAUAAGAUUUCGUGAUACCUGUGCCGAGGCCAAACAAUUCUUCAUCAGAAAGAAUCUACGACAAGGAAGACUAGAAAAAGAAGAUAAGCAACAUGCGUGUAAAAUGAUCCUUGAAGUAAAUACUGAUGUCAAACCUGUUGAUUUAAAGGGUGAUAGAAGCAAAUCUGUGCUUUUUGAUGCAUGCAUUCUCGCCAAAAAUCUAAAAGAGUUGAAGGGAGAGAAAUGGAAGCUAAUGUGUGAAGUGUGGGUUGAAUUGUUGUCUUAUGCUGCAAGCCAUUGCAGGGCCAAUUCUCAUGCUGCUCAAUUAAGCAAAGGAGGAGAACUUAUCACGUUUGUCUGGUUAUUAAUGGCUCAUUUUGGCAUUGGGGAUCAGUUCCAAAUAAAUGAGGGCCAUGCAAGAGCAAAGCUGAUUGUGGGAUGGAUUGAAGACUUUGAUGUUCUUAUGGAUGCCUUCCCUUUUUUAUUUCUAAGCUAUGGAUGCUUGCCUUGUUAUGAGUGAAGUGGAAAUGUUGACAUGUUUACGGGUGUAUUGGUACAACUUUUACUUCCUUCAAAAAGGAUAUAACUUAUUGGUCUCCACUGACUAGAUUGGGCUAUAAGUUUUUGCACUUUGGUUAAACCCUUUUUGGGGUGGAGCUUCACUUGGCCCAAAUGAAAUAAAAACCCUUAAAAAUGGGUUGAUGUGGACUCA
Messenger RNA from Corylus avellana, 2681 nucleotides. RefSeq lists its product as uncharacterized. The record is from RefSeq and is a predicted model, not a curated record. Lineage: Eukaryota; Viridiplantae; Streptophyta; Magnoliopsida; Fagales; Betulaceae.